AUGUCUAUGGAGGAGCGGGAGGACCCCGAAGCGGUGCUGGUGACGGAGGCCGGGCCGCAGUGGCUCCGGGUCGAGGUCGAACGCCUGACCCGCGAGCUGCGAGAGACGACCAACGAGAAAAUCCAGGCGGCCGAGUACGGACUGGCGGUGCUGGAGGAGAAGCAGCUCCUCAAGCAGCGGUUCGACGAGCUGGAGACGGAGCACGAGACGGUUCGACAGGAACUGGAUCAGCUGAAGGAGGCCUUUGGACAAGCUUACUCUACUCACAGGAAGGUGGCAGCAGAUGGUGAGAGCAGGGAAGAGUCACUGAUCCUGGAGUCUGCCAGUAAAGAGGCUCUCUACCAGCAGAAAGUCCUAGACCUGCAGAAUGAGCUUCGACAGUCCAAGGUUUCCCUCACCAGCGCACAGGCAGAAAAUGAUCGUCUGUCCUCCAUUGUCCUGGAGAUGAGAGAGAAUUCAGAGCUGGUGGAGCUGCAGCGCAUUCAACUGCGUGAUGACAUCAGGGAGUAUAAGGUGCGAGAGGCUCGUCUGCUGCAGGACUGCAGUGAGCUGGAGGAGGAGAACAUCUCCCUUCAGAAACAAGUGUCUGUGCUGAGACAAAACCAGGUGGAGUUUGAAGGUCUAAAGCAUGAGAUUCGCCGCCUGGAGGAGGACUCGCAGUGCCUGCACAGCCAGCUGGAGGAAGCCGUGCGUCUGAGAGAAAUUGCAGAGAGACAGCUAACCGAGGCCUUAGAAACCAUAAAAACAGAGCGUGAGCAGAAGGCCACCUUACGCAAAGAGCUCUCCCACUACAUGAACAUCGGUGGCUCACUGUACAGCAGCUCGUUCAAUAUAUCCUUCGACAACCUGAAACUCCACGAGGAUCCAUCCACCCUUGCUGAGCCUGACAACGAUGAUCUAAUCAGAGGCUUUGAAAAUGGUUUAAUUAAGACAGGUGAUGACAACAACAGAGGUGAAGCCUUUAAGCCGGCCCCCAGCCUGGUGGAUGAUCUGCUCAGUGAACUUAACAUCUCUGAGAUCCAGAAACUUAAACAGCAGCUUGUACAGGUGGAGCGGGAGAAGGUUGCGCUCAUCAGUUCUUUGCAGGAAAGCCAGAAGCAGCUGGAACAGGCCUAUGGGACAGUGUCUGAGCAAAAGGAAACUGUCAACAGGCUGACAGAGAACCUCAGUGCAAUGAGAAAACUUCAGGCCAGUAAGGAGCGGCAGUCUGCCCUCGACAGUGAAAAAGACCGAGACAGUCACGAUGAUGGAGAUUAUUAUGAGCUGGAUAUCAACGGACCGGAGAUCCUUCAGUGUAAAUACACUGUGGCUGUGUCUGAAGCUGGGGAGCUGCGUCAGGAGCUGAAGACGCUGAAGGCACAGUACGAUCAGUGUCAAGCUCAGUACGAGGAUGAGCGAGCGCGGCUGGAGAGUGAGGUUCAGGACUUGAGGUCACGGCUGGCGUCCCUGGAGAAGAUUAGCCAAGCAGAUAAAACGGCGGUAGCUCGUCUGGAGAAGGAGCUCCGCUUAGUCAGCGAGGCUGCAGGGGAGUCCCUCGGCAGCCUCAACGUCGCCCAGGAUGAGCUCAUAGCUUUCAGUGAAGAGCUGGCCAACCUCUACAACCAUGUGUGUAUGUGCAACAACGAGACUCCUAACAGGGUAAUGCUCGACUACUACAAGGAAGGCAAGGCCAUGGUAAAGAAGGGGCAUGAAGGGAAAGAGAACCUCUCCUCCAUACUUCUCACUAAUGGGCUGAUCCCAGAGAGUGAACCUGGAAAGUCAGACCCCAGCAGCCAAGCUCCAGCCCUAGAGCACCGCCCAGAGCCCAUGAACAUCUACAACCUCGUAGCGAUCAUCAGGGACCAGAUCCGCCACCUGCAGCAGGCGGUGGACCGCACCACAGAGCUGUCGCGCCAGAGACUCGCUAAUCUAGAGCUCAGCACAGUGGCAGACAAGGACAAAGAGGCGUGCAUGGAAGAGAUCCUCAAACUCAAGUCCCUGCUCAGCACCAAAAGGGAACAGAUUGCCACUCUCCGAGCUGUGUUGAAGGCCAACAAACAGACAGCAGAGGUUGCUCUUGCAAACCUGAAGAGCAAGUAUGACAGUGAGAAGGCCAUGGUGACCGAAACAAUGAUGAAGCUCCGCAAUGAACUCAAGGCCCUGAAGGAGGAUGCCGCGACAUUCUCCUCUCUGCGCGCUAUGUUUGCAACAAGGUGUGAUGAGUACGUGUCCCAGCUGGAUGACAUGCAGCGGCAGCUGGCUGCAGCUGAAGAUGAGAAGAAGACCCUGAACUCUCUGCUGCGCAUGGCCAUCCAGCAGAAACUGGCCUUAACUCAGCGUCUCGAGGACCUGGAGUUCGACCACGAGCAGGCUCGCAGAAACAGUGCUUCAGCAGCGAGUGGCAAGGGCAAAACAAAGGGCAAGGGAGCGUCCUCCAGCCAUCGCUAAAUCUUUUGAAGCAAGUGUCCUUAAGGAUGUCCACCAGUGUCCGAAUAUUGCCAGUCUCCUGUCCUCCUGGUUUCUUCGCUUUCUAAUCAUUCUUCCCUACAUGUUAUUGCCAACACAAGAACAUACACUAUCUAACAGUAUUUGCCAAUGGCCUUGUUUUAAAGUGCCAAAACCAACGUGUGACACCAACAUCAACUCUCAAAAUCAGCUUGCACCACUAUUACUGAACCAGAGGAAGAUUCACGAUAGUUGUCUUUGCUGAAACCCCAUUGCCUGUGUUACCCUGACUGAGCACUUUUUCAUUAACUUAUAUUUGCUCUUAGGUGGUAUAUUUUACUGUGUGGUCUUAAUGAUGUCUUUAAUUAAUCCAUAUUUAUUUUUUAACCACAAACAAUAGAUUACAAGGUAUAGUAUUAUAUAGAUAUCUAUAUAAUAUUAUAUAUAUCAGGAGUAUAGUAUUAUAAGAAGCAGUAUGUGUUAAAGUCAAACAAGAGACAGGUGAAAAGCUUUUCUGCUUGUUCAUUUGUUUUGGCCUUAGAAACAAGGAUAUUUCAAAACAUUUAUUUUGUUUUUUAGGUCAUUAUUACAUAAUGCAGUACAUUGUUUUUACCAUGUACUGAAAAUAUGCAGUCUCAAUUCAGGGUUUUAUGUAGAAUUUGUUUAAUAGACCUCUUUUCUGUAGACGAGGCAAAGCUGUUACAAAAUCAGGUCUGCUUGUUUUCACUGAGAGAGUAAUAAAAUAUUAGGUAGACAUUUUUCUGUUAAAGUCAGUUAUUAAUGCUAUUCAUAAACCUUAUUCAUGAAGGAGCAAGUGAAAUGUAAUUAAUACAUUUCUUUGUAAAAUGUCCUAAUAUCUGUUGUCUUCCAACAAUAAGUCUACAAUACCAUUGUGUAUUUUGUUUAUGUGCAAUUUGCAAAAACAUUUAUGCUAUUUAAAAAUAUUUUACACACUGUCCACAUACUUGGUCCUAAUUGAUUUUAUAUGUUUUACUAGAACAGUAAUUGUAUUUAUUUGACAUUUUCCAGACUAUGGGAUACAUCAUUUUUAUUUCAUGAGGGAGUCUGUGCAGAUGUUCUGGUCAGAAGUUAAAGUAUAAAUUGUGGUUAAAACACUAUGAAAUUUAAUGACUGACUGCUGUCUGUGCUUCCAGCUGAGUGGUGAACAAAUAAAUCUAACUUAAAUCAAAA
Betta splendens (Siamese fighting fish) is the source of this 3615-nucleotide messenger RNA. Its product is annotated as protein bicaudal D homolog 2. Gene Ontology annotation, biological process: microtubule anchoring at microtubule organizing center; protein localization to organelle; regulation of microtubule cytoskeleton organization. The transcript is spliced from 8 exons. Gene Ontology annotation, cellular component: Golgi apparatus; cytosol. Lineage: Eukaryota; Metazoa; Chordata; Actinopteri; Anabantiformes; Osphronemidae. The record is from RefSeq and is a predicted model, not a curated record. Gene Ontology annotation, molecular function: dynactin binding; cytoskeletal adaptor activity; dynein complex binding. The coding region runs from base 1 to 2427 and encodes 808 amino acids.